GACUAUAAAUAUCGAUCAUUGUGAUCGGAGUAAAUUAUUCUGAAGAAAGUUUUCGAUCGAAAUGCUGUUUUUUAUCCAAAUAAUUUUCGCCGUUACGAUUCUGACCAAAGGUUACCAAUGUGCUGGUUGCUUUGGAUCUGAAGCCGACGAUUUUUUUGAUGUUAGCUCCCUUUUCUACCCGAUCCCGAGCUAUAACAUUAAGGCACAUAACUUGGAAAGUGUUUUUGUAGGAUUUAAAACAUCAAUCGUAAAUGUAAUUAAAUCUCUCGAUGGCGAAAAAACCGAGACUAAUGCUGCACAUUUAUUGAUUUUACUCCAUUCAAAUUUACAUGAAUUUUCGAUUUGGGUGAGCAAUAUUCUAAAUAUGCAGAACACAAUAACUGAGUUCGUGAAUGGCACUAUCAGCGAAGAUAAAAAGUUUAUAUCAGACAACCUGAAAAUUUUAAAAAAGUUGAAAAUGAACAAAAUAACAGAAUUGGGAAAUAUUUUUCAAAAGCAUGCAUCGGCUAUGAUCAAACACCAUAAUGAUAUAAACAAAAAUAUCGGCUUAUUGGCCAGAGAAAUGACCCAUCGUAAGAUAAUUGUUAAUAUGAUUACUGAUCAUAUUACAAAAAAUGGCAUACUUCCGGAAUCACUGAAGGCAAUUUUUGAUACUGUGAAACCAAAACUAUUCCAAGCCACUACUAAUAUGGUCGAAAUAAACCAAUCGAUGUCAGAGUGUAUUGCUCUUAAAAAUGGAAUUAAACCAACUGUAGAGUUGAACAAUUUCCUAAAAACGGCCCUUUUAAGUGGAACAAAAUCAAGCAAAAAUCUUGAAAUUGGUUCUACUUCUAUGAAAAAAAAUGCAAUAAAAAUGUAAUCGUCAAUUUUGUACAUAAAAUGCAAAAUUGAAGAAAACUUUAUUAUUAUAUCGUGAUAAAAUAAAUGUUUCUUCUAUAUAAUUUCUGUAAUU
Molecule: messenger RNA, 952 nt
Organism: Contarinia nasturtii (swede midge)
Lineage: Eukaryota; Metazoa; Arthropoda; Insecta; Diptera; Cecidomyiidae
Exons: 2
Coding region: 62-859 (265 amino acids)
Source: RefSeq, a predicted model, not a curated record